Messenger RNA from Anisakis simplex (herring worm), 1248 nucleotides. Lineage: Eukaryota; Metazoa; Nematoda; Chromadorea; Rhabditida; Anisakidae. The record is from the annotation of a GenBank genome assembly.
AUGGUUUAUAGAGGCAUUCUGGCGUUCUCGCAUGCACGCCAUCGGAUGGAUCUCCUGCAAACUCGGGCUUCAUUUGGAGCUCCAGUCGGAGCUGGAGCUACUCAUCAAAAGAAACAAAUGGGGAAACGAACCACACAGAAGACCUACUCGUCCUACCCAAACCAGUGCCAUGCAGUAGUUUUUGGCGCAUCGACCGGAGGGAUCGACUGCCCAUGGUGUAGGCCCAACGAUGACCGUAAUUCAAAAGAGGACAACGAGCAGACGGGAUACGGCGAUAACGUAUGGAUUGGGAUAUGGAAGAAGAAGCGGUGGCCAAAAAUGAAGCAGCAUGGCGAUUCAAGGAAUGUGGCAGUCCAGUGGCGAUUCAAAGAAGCUCUUCAGCCAUGGUUCCGUUGGACAAUCAAGGAACGAGCGGACAUUAGAGAAGGCACGUGUGGUGCGAUGGACGUAUGGAGGGAAGCGGUCACAGGCCGAUGGCAGACUUUGAUCGAUGUUUUUGGGCAGCACUUCAUCGAGACGAAGAGGAUCUACAGCCCUACAAGAGGGCGAAAACAAGAAAGGACGAACCGUCAGCCCACGGGAUCGGGACAGAAUCAUGAGGAUCUUCAGCCCAUGGUAUCGGGCGAAUGUGGACAGCGAUCAACCGACGAAGCGGCCUUAUGGAUGGCUGGUUUUAUUUUUUUAUUAUGCGGUCAUCAUUGUGAAGGUUUGACAGAAGCCGGAGCGGCCGGGUUGUUCACUGAAAUGAAAGGAAACGGAAGGUGGUCAGGACACCGAAGUUUGAAUAGCAGCAGAUUGUUGCUAAAGUCACCCACUGUGGACGGGGAUUGUCGGCGGAAAGCGGCAGUGUUCGCUGUAUAUGAAACGAAAGAUGGUGCUAGACGUGGAAGUCGCCAUUGCUCACCGGGUGACAAGCCGUCGAUUGUUGUUCGGAAAGAGGGUGGUGGACUUGAGAGCCCUGAAUCGAAAGGUGAAGGUUGCGCUGGUGGUGGGUGCCCGCUGAAGGAUCGGGCUGAUGAGAGAAGUGAACACGGCUAUGGAGGUGACGGAUUUCGACGUGACCGACUGCUGAUGGGGCAGCAGCAGCCGAUACGAGAGAAAUGCACCGGUGUGGGAAGGCUAUCUUGUGUUGGUAGUAGUGGUGAUCCCAGUUGGUGUCGAGCCGGGAUUGAGGUGAUCCCAUUUUGUGUCGAGCCGGACGUGAUUCAGCCCAGAUGUCCGGUAGCCGCAGGUGGUGUACGUAGGUAG